Messenger RNA from Sinocyclocheilus rhinocerous, 2069 nucleotides. RefSeq names its product leucine-rich repeat, immunoglobulin-like domain and transmembrane domain-containing protein 1. The coding region runs from base 147 to 2069 and encodes 640 amino acids. Gene Ontology annotation, cellular component: endoplasmic reticulum membrane. The record is from RefSeq and is a predicted model, not a curated record. Gene Ontology annotation, molecular function: protein binding. The transcript is spliced from 4 exons. NCBI's taxonomy places the organism in Eukaryota, Metazoa, Chordata, Actinopteri, Cypriniformes, Cyprinidae.
UAUCUGCUGGACUCGUAGCAGUCAGAUCACUAAGUGACAUCGGAGCAGAGCGACGAUGACAUGCUGGUUAUUUUCCCCAUAAUUGCAAGUGGAUGGUCCUUCAUUAAAAUUACGGUCAGCGGUGUUUUGUUGACACUAGUAGCGAUAUGUCUCUUACUGUCUUUUUGGGUCUCCUACUGGCAUCUGGUGGCUUUCCACUUGUUCGGAGCACCUGUCCUUCCCAAUGCAGCUGCUUUUAUCAUAACCUGAGUGAUGGAUCAAGAGCCAGGAGCGUGAUUUGCAACGAUCCCGAGAUUUCCCUGGUGCCCGCCACGUUCCCAGGCGACACCUCGAAACUUCGGAUUGAAAAGUCGGCCAUUAAGAGGAUCCCGAGCGAGGCUUUUAGCUACCUCUCUAACUUAGAAUUCCUUUGGAUGUCUUUUAACGUUUUAUCCUCUCUCAACUCGGACAGUUUCCGGGGCUUGUACAGUUUAGAGGAACUAAGGCUCGAUGGAAAUUCGCUCACUUCGUUUCCAUGGGAAUCCCUUAUGGACAUGCCCAGUCUGAGGCUACUCGAUGUACACAACAACCAGCUGUCCUUAGUACCAUCUGAGGCUGCUCCCUACAUGAAAAAUGUAACCUACCUGGAUUUAUCCAGCAAUAAUCUGCUGACAGUACCAUCUGAGGUCCUCAGUACUUGGUUGACAGUCAAACCCAUCCAAGGAGCAGAAAGUUCAAAAAUGAUCCUUGGUCUUCAUGACAACCCCUGGUUGUGCGAUUGCCGAUUAUACGACCUGGUCCAGUUCCAGAAGUCUCCCAGUCUGUCGGUGGCUUUCAUUGAUACGAGGCUCAGGUGCGCCGAUCCAGAGAGCCUCUCUGGAGUUCUGUUUAGCGAUGCUGAGCUCAGGCGCUGCCAGGGGCCUCGCGUCCACACGGCCGUAGCCCGGGUGAGGAGCGCAGUGGGCAACAAUGUCUUACUGCGAUGCGGAACCAUUGGGGUUCCCAUCCCUGAUCUGGCCUGGAGAAGGGCAGAUGGGAAGCCACUGAAUGGGACAGCUCAACUGGAGAAUUUGAAGGAGGGAAUAGUUUGGUCUAUUUUAAGCGUGCCUGCCGUGUCCUAUCGUGACACGGGAAAAUACAUCUGCAAAGCAACAAAUUAUGCAGGGAGUGCAGAAGCCGUCAUUUCUUUGAUCAUAAGCGAUGCUCCCAAAGCUGAGAAUCCGACUGUGGAUCCAAAAACCAAAGUAAAGUCCAAGAAGCCAAACCCAAUAGUCAAGGCAGCCUAUCAAGAAAAACACAUCGCCAGAUAUGUUUCCCCAACACCCAACAAUGCACUACCACUUGGUGCCACCGUGAGCUACACAGGCCCAUAUCCAGGUAUGGAAAGCGACAAUGCCGCUAACAGUCGGACGAAUACCCAAACGGCCAGUCCUGAUGGGUUCUUAGAGACCAAUCUGAGCAACCUGGCCGCAAACACAUCCUCACUGCAGCAAGACCCUGAUAGGAUUGUGCGCUCGGUGAAAGUGAUUGGCGAUACGGACUACACUGUGUGUCUGAACUGGAGGGCACCGACCGCCAAGAGCACAACAGCUUUCAGCGUCCUCUACGCUGUGUUUGGCGAGAGGGAUAUGCGCAGAAUUAACGUCAGUCCAGGCAACAACCGGAUCAUCAUUGAGGUACUGGUUCCAAAAACCAAAUACAUCGCCUGUGUGUGUGUCAAGGGGCUGAUCCCCAAAAAGGAGCAGUGUGUAAUCUUCUCAACAGAUGCAGCGGCAAGCGCUAAUGGAACCCAAAAGCUCAUUAAUGUAGUAGUAAUCACGGUUGCCUGCGUGAUAGCCGUUCCUCUGACUGUGAUCGUGUGCUGCGGGGCACUUAAGAGGAAAAUCAAGAAGUUUCUGGGCAAAAAGCCCAAAGACAUUCAGGACUCGUAUGUGGCGUUUGAGACUCUGUCUCCUAGUACCAAGGCCAAAGGCUUGGAGGGGGAAUAUCUCAACAGACUGAAUACAGAGGAGUCCAACAGACUGCUGUCAGCCCGGUCCAGCCUCGACUCGGAGUCCACGGCUAAGAUUGAGGGGCAGCCCAACGAAUAA